Molecule: messenger RNA, 4297 nt
Organism: Sapajus apella (tufted capuchin)
Lineage: Eukaryota; Metazoa; Chordata; Mammalia; Primates; Cebidae
Product: microtubule organization protein AKNA-like
Biological process (GO): epithelial to mesenchymal transition; neuroblast delamination; neuroblast division in subventricular zone
Cellular component (GO): centrosome
Source: RefSeq, a predicted model, not a curated record
GAGGCGGAGGUUGCAGUGAGCUGAGAUUGCACCACUGCACUCCAGCCUGAGCAUCAAGAGUGAAACUCCAACCCCCAAAAAACAAUAUAGUAGAACCACAGAUGUUGGGGUCAGGUAGAGCAGUGUUGUAAUCCUCACCCAAGGACUUGUCAGCUGGAGAUUUUGAGUAAGUGACUUAAUAACCUCUCUGCGUCUCGGUUUUUUCUUCUAUAUAGUGGGGCGUUGGGGUCCCCACCUUGUCUUCCUUUCAGGACUGCCAUUAAGAGUAAAUGAAAGGGCAUGGAGUUCUUCACCUGUGUUUGACCCAGCCAAGGGCUGCACUGAAAGAUGGUGUUUAUUACUGCAGGGCAUGUGUGUUGAGCUCCUGGAUGAAGAUGAGGCGUUCGGGUGGGUUUGUCCCUGUCCUGACUUGGCUCUGCCAUGCCUCCCCACUCCCACAGGUGAACCUGUUCUCUGACCCACCCCAGCCCAGCCGCAGCAUCCACACAGGAAUGGUACCGCAGGGGACCAAGGUCCUGUCCUUCACCAUCCCACAGCCCCGCUCAGCGGAGUGGUGGCCGGGCCCGGCUGAGGACCCCCAGACCUCUGUGGCCUCAGGGUGGCCAUCAGCUCGAGGAGACCUGAGCCCCUCCUCGCCCACCAGCAAGCCCAACCUAGGGUGGCUUCCAGAGAAUGGGGGCGUCUCCAAGGACCAGUCCUCAGAAGAGCAGACCCAGGCACUGGCUUCUCAGGCCCGACAGUUCCUGGCCAAGGUGGAGUCCUUUGAAAGACUGAUACAGGCAGGACGGCUCAUGCCCCAGGACCAACUCAAGGGCUUCCUGCAGCUGAAGGCUGCCCACGCAGCCCUGGAGGAGGAGUACCUGAAGGCCUGCCGGGAGCAACUCGCUGACCAGCCACUUGCCGGCUCCAUGGGGACACCUGGGAGAUUUGAUCCUGGCAGGGAGCUGGAGGCAGAGAUUUACCAUCUGGGAAGUUGCCUGGAAGAGCUGAAGGAACACAUAGACCAGACCCAGCAAGAGCCUGAGCUGCCCCAGUCAGACUCAGCUCUGGACAGCUCCCCAGCCCUGCCCUACCCCCACCAGCCAAAGCACCUGCCAGCUUCUUCCGGACAAGCCCCUACGCCAGCCAUCAAGACCUCCCGCUAUGAGCCUGCCACCACCACUGCUGCCUCCAGCACUGGCCCCUACCCACUGCAUGUGAAUGUCGAGGUGAGCUCUGGCAACAAUGAGGUGGAGGACAGGCUGCAGGACCCCCCGGCCCUGCUCAGGGACAAGGAGCUGCAGAUGGAGCAAGUUCUCCAUGGCCUCUUGGAGCGGUCCCUCGGUGUGAAGUCUCUCCCGGAAGCCGUGAGGGUGGAGGAGGAGGAAGAAGGGGAGGAAGAGGAGGAGGAGGAGGGAGGCGACUCCUUGGAAGUUGAUGGGGUGGCUGCAGCUUCAGGGAAGGCAGAGGCCACCGGGGUCCUCCCAAGGCAGUGUCUGGUGCAGGCUGAGAAAAGUCAUGGGGCUCCCCUGGAGGAGGCCACAGAGCAGAUGGAAUCUGUGAAGCCACCAGGUUUCCAGACAUCCCUGGCCAGAGACGGGCACAUGUCAGGCCUGGGCAAGGCUGAGGCAGCCCCUCCAGGCCCUAGCAUGCCACUCCAUGCUAGGGCACCCCACCCUCCGGGCACCAAGUCUGCAGCAUCCCACCAAAGUAGUAUGACCAGCCUGGAGGAAAGUGGCAUUUCUGAGCGCCUUGCACAGAAGCCUUUGCACCAAGCCGGUGGGCCCCACCUGGAGGAGCCCUGGAUGGCGUUCCCGGAGACAGACAGUGGCUUUGUGGGCUCAGAAACAAGCAGAGUCUCACCCCUCACCCAGACUCCAGAGCACCGGCUCUCCCACAUCAGCACAGCAGGGACAUUAGCCCAGCCCUUCACCGCAUCUGUGCCCAGGGAUGGAGGCUCCUACCCCAAGGCCAGGGGUUCUCUGGUUCCCAGAAGAGCCACAGAGCCCAGCACACCCCGGAGCCGAGCACAGAGGCAUCUCUCCUGCCCAAGUGGGCCUCUCCUUCAGAGGGUACCCAACUGCAGCCUGGAGCGGGCAUUGGCCACAGAGAUGGUGGUUCCUGGCUCGGAGUUUGAGGGGCAUAAGCAGAUUUCUGAACAGCUCCUUCCCAGCAAGACAAUCAGCCCACCCCCAGCCCCUGCCCCAGCCGCUGCCCCUCUGCCCCGUGGACCAACAGAGACCAUCCCCAACUUCCCACUCAACAGGGCAGAGCGAGACCAGGCCAUCCGUGAGCUGCAAGAGGAGGUGUCCCGGCUCCGCCUGCGGCUGGAGGACAGCCUGCAUCGGGCACCCCAGGACAGCCCGACUCACCCAGCGUUUGCCUUUGACCGCCCCACCCGGACCCGCGGCCGGCCAGCGGACUCCCCAGCCCCCUGGGGCUCCCAUUAUGGCAGUAAAUCCACAGAGAGAUUGUCCGGUGAGCCUAGAGGUGAAGAGCAGACGGUUUCCGCAGGAAGGCGGCGAGCCAGGUCUUCCUCAGUGCCUCGGGAGGUGCCCCGACUGUCCCUGAGUUCAGACUCUGAGUUGCCCCCCCGGCCACUGUUCUCUGAGAAGAGCAGGACCACUGAGGACAGUCCACGGGCAGCGCGGGACAGAAAGAGUGGGGGUGGCAGUGCUGGAUGGUCAGACAGGGUCACCUUCCGGGGCCAAUACACAGGCCACGAAUACCAUGUUCUGUCCCUAAGGCGGUCCCAAAAGGCAAUGGCACAGUCUCCUGUCCCCACUGCCGGCCCGUCAGGACCCAGAAUGCAGGCGGUGCUGCCACAGGAGACCCACUGGGACCACCUCCUGCUGAUACCCUUCAGUGUCCCCUGUGUGGUCGAGUUGGGUCUCCCCUGGAGGCAGAUGGCCCAGGCUCAGCCACCUCUGGGGCAGAGAAGGCCACCACGAGAAGAAAAGCACCGUCAACUCCCAGCCCCAAGCAGAGGGGCAAGCAGGCGGGGUCGUCACCAUGCCCACCCCCUGGACUGUGGUACCUGGCGGCUGCACCCCCAGCACCAGCCCCUCCGGCCUUUGCCUACAUCUCCUCGGUGCCUGUCAUGCCUUAUCCACCAGCCGCUGUGUACUAUGCGCCCGCAGGACCUACCUCAGCCCGACCAGCCGCCGAGUGGCCCCCCACAGCCUCUCCCCCGCCAGCCCAGGGGCACCGGCACUCCAUCCAGCUCGACCUGGGCGACCUGGAGGAGCUCAACAAGGCCCUGAGCCGGGCCGUGCAGGCUGCCGAGAGCGUCCGCUCCACCACCAGGCAGAUGAGCCGCUCGCUGUCCGCCGACCUGCGCCAGGCUCACAGCCUGCGGGGCUCCUGCCUCUUCUGACUUCACUGGGGGCCCAGAGACAGAUGAGUGGGUGGGUGGGCAGGUGGCUGCCAGGCCAGGCGCGGGCUGGAGCUGCUGAGGCCCGGAAGGCCCGCAUAGUUUCUCACCAGGAGAGUAUCCCUCCAGCACAGACCCCGCCUGCUCAGUCCCUGUGCUUUCCGAGUGGAGGGGGUGCCAGCUCAAUCACCAAGAGAUGUGACUUUCCAGGAGCACCUGCCCCUCACAGAGGUGCUGUGAGCGAGGCCCGCCUACGUCCGGGCAGAGCCUCUGACAGUCUCUCCUAGUCCUGCACGUGUCCACCUGCAGCUAAUAAUAGGCAUUUUAUAUACAGAUGGACAGAUAUUUUUUUAAACUGGGGAGUUUUCCUGAUCUUGGGUCCUCCUUAGGAGGCCAGACAAGAAAGGAAAGGCGUACGGUUUCUGGAGCACACCUGUCCCCCAUGUGACCAGUCACUCUGGGGCAAGCACCUCUGGAAGGGCACAGCUGGAGACCUUUCUCCUAGUGACUGGCAGUCAGUGGGGCAUUUUACGAUGUCAGAGCCCCAGGCUGACAUGCCUCCAGCUUCUCCAUGGCAGCAGAGGCCUUCCCCGCAGGCCUGCUGGGAUGGAGGCAAGCUACAAAGCACCCAGGACGCCGUCCACUGUAGUCCCUCUCAGUACCUCACGCAAGGUCCCCAGCUUCUCCUAGGAUCCCAGUGGCAUUUAUCAGUGGCCAGCUACCUGCCAAGCCUGGGCUGGGGCACGGUCUGUGGCCAUAAGGCUAGGCUGCCUCCCGCACCCCCACCCCAUGGCAGCACAUACCUCUGCAUUUCUGGAAUGUGUGUGCAUCAAUGAUGUUUGUAUAUUUGAGGCAUUUAAAAAUCUAUUUUCGUUACAAGGGCAAAUGAAGAAUGAAUAUUGAUCUUAAAAAAAAGAAAGAAGACAAAAAAAAUACCCAGAGCCA